UUUUUGGAACUUUUCUUUCUGAUAGUGGUGUGAAUCGGCAGAGUUUGUGUGAAUCCAAGUGUUCAAACUUCACACAUGGCGUGUAUUCUCAUUUUCAUCUCUGUAUUUAUUAUUGAAUCAGGAUAUUGUCAGCCAUCCAUACCUCCACCAGAGCGACCAGAAUGCAGUGAAAGUUGGCAGUCUCCUGAUUUGACUUAUGUACCAUCUAUCAACCAGUGUUCAGAUUACACAACAGGUAACGGUGUGGCUUGUAAACCAAAUAACCCAUUCACUUGUACUGGGAGAAAUCCCUUCUGCGCCACUGCUGGAGAUAGAGCCUUCAAGUGUUGCAGCGACAUUAUUCAGGAUUCUACAGAAGUGAAAAUGCUUAAUUCUUCCCAAAUCAAGCCAAUUUGCCCCGCCGGUGCGAUUCCUUAUAAGAUGCCACAAGUUUUGUUAUGCGACCCGACAAUUGUUAAUAUCUGUCCAUACGACUAUAAGUGCGUUGAAGCAGCAAACGGACAAUAUCUUCCUGCCGAUGGCCGAUCUCUUUGCUGCAAGACCACCACUCUGUACUCGUUUGCCUCGGUUUUUGGAGAGGCUAAAAUAAGCCCUCGGCUAGUGCCAAAUCCCCCUCUUUCAGCGAUCGAAUAUGUCACUUUGAACGUUCACACAUCCGCCAAAGAGCACUCACCGGAAAUUAGAACUGGAGAUCAUUUUGUGCUGACACCAUACAAACUCUACGAGCCGGCAUAUUUGAAAAAAAUCAAACUGUUCACAGACUUUGGUCAUGGCUCAUUUGUGCAUGUUAUACUUUUUGAUCCAAUGUCAACAACUGAAACAAUGCAACUUUAUUAUGACCGACCAACAUCCAAUGGGAAAACUAUCAAUUUAGAUGAGCCAAUUCCAGACGGAGGAUUCAUUUCUAAGAAAAUAUUCAAUGCGGCUCCAAUUACACAAAUAGAAAACCCAUCACGUCCGGGUCCAAUAAAAGAAUAUCGAAAAUUGUGGAUUGUGCUCAUUUUCAAGACCACAAGCCCGUUUGGUCGAGUUUAUAUUCUUUCCACCAAGGAUUUGCACAGCAAGUAUAGAUCAGUCACCGAUUUUUUGAAAUCCGACACAGGAAACAUGCUAGGAACUCCUGUGGCUGGAACUUAUUUUUAUCUCACCACCGACUGAUUUUCAUUUCAAAAUUAAUGCAGAUUUCUACGUGUUCUUUUUCAAAUAAAUUUAUAUAUUUUUUGUUCUCUCACAAAAUAAAUAAUUUCGAGA
Caenorhabditis elegans is the source of this 1251-nucleotide messenger RNA. RefSeq lists its product as uncharacterized. Bases 76 to 1158 code for a protein of 360 amino acids. The record is from RefSeq and is marked reviewed. The transcript has 10 exons. Lineage: Eukaryota; Metazoa; Nematoda; Chromadorea; Rhabditida; Rhabditidae.